This is a messenger RNA of Coregonus clupeaformis (lake whitefish), 1068 nucleotides long. RefSeq names its product stress-associated endoplasmic reticulum protein 1. Gene Ontology annotation, biological process: endoplasmic reticulum unfolded protein response. NCBI's taxonomy places the organism in Eukaryota, Metazoa, Chordata, Actinopteri, Salmoniformes, Salmonidae. The transcript is spliced from 3 exons. Gene Ontology annotation, cellular component: endoplasmic reticulum. Bases 155 to 355 code for a protein of 66 amino acids. The record is from RefSeq and is a predicted model, not a curated record.
UAUUACGCCAGGGCACCGGGCCAUGCAAAACGAGCUCCACUACGCGCUCAUCACUAAACGGCGACCGAGCUCUGGAAAUUAGCCGACUGUCUACAUUUGACAGCUACAACUUCAUAAAUAAUCAAUAGCUAAAAGGCUACAAUAAGCUUAAACAAUGGUGGCAAAACAGAGAAUACGCAUGGCCAACGAGAAACACAGCAAAAACAUCACGCUGAGAGGCAACGUGGCCAAAUCCACGAGAAAUCCAGGUGACGAUAAGGUGGCAGUGGGACCAUGGCUUCUGGCAUUAUUCAUCUUUGUCGUCUGCGGAUCAGCAAUCUUCCAGAUCAUUCAGAGCAUUCGAAUGGGAAUGUAAUAUCAGGAGCCCUACCGCCAUCACCUGUUUCCAGCAUUCCUCUACACAUCAAGUGGUUUCAUGGUCCCUCACAAGACUGAAGAUGAUCAACUACCAUCUGUCCAUUCCUUUUUUCCUAUUUCUCUUUUCCCCUCUUUGGCAUUGCCAAACGGGGUAACACACCCUUGUCAUCAUUGCCUUACAUAACUGAAAAGAAAAGAUUGGAGAUGUUGUUUCAGGGAACUACAUGGGUAUUUGUACAGUGAUGACUGCUGUAUGUGUUGAUUGAUGUGCCAAAACCAAAUGGUGUGAAUGUCUGAUAUUCUCCUGUGGCAUAAAUUCCAGAACACAAGACCACAGUGACUUCAUUCUAGAACUAAACUCUUAGCUCUUCUUGGUUGUACACGGCCAGUAUCUGGUGUCUUAUACCCUUUAUAUUAUAAUGAAUAUAUUAUGUGACACCUUUUCUGUAUUUCCAGUCAUUUUUUUCAGUCAACGAAAGGAAAUGAAGGUCUUUUGAAUCAGAAGAUUUGCACUAUGUGUGGCUAAGACAAUGACAUCUACUAUUUCUGCCUAAACAAACCUCUAAAACAAAUGAAAAAGGUGUAUCCUUGUUAGUGUUUGACAUGUUAUUUUCUUGAGGGGCUGCAUGCCGAAUAACAUUGUAUCGGUUCAUGCACUUCAAAUGUGUAAUGUUGUAUGAAAGAGGAACAUUAACAAACAACUAUAAACAA